CAUAUUAUACCACGUGUGUACACUUUUAUUAAGCGUUCAUAACCGGCAAGGCAAGGUUUUUAAGAUGGCUGAAAGAACAUUGAAAACGCUCUUGGUUAUUGGUUUGUUCACGAUUGGAUCGACAACAGACGAAAAAGAUAACAUUGUAGUUGAUACAAAAUUAGGACCAAUCAAAGGCACAGUGUGGAAAUACGAGCAAACAGGAGAAAACUUAUACGAAUUUCGUGGAAUUCCAUAUGCAAAACCUACUACAGGUGCAAAAAGAUUCACUAAACCUGAACCUGUUGACCCGUGGAAAAAUAUCUUAGAUGCUUCUGCAUUUGGUGCAUCAUGUCCCCAGUAUGUUCCAGAGGUAAUGGCGGAGUUGAAACCACAAAAAAUGGCAGAAGAUUGUCUUUUUUUAAAUAUAUUUGUUCCUAGAAAAUUGAAGCCAGGAAAAAAUUUAUCUGUCAUGUUUUGGAUACACGGUGGUGGACUUAUGAAUGGAAACGGAGAUGCAUAUGAUGGAAGUUUGCUUUCCAUGCAAGGCGACGUAAUUCUUGUCACAAUUAAUUAUAGACUUGGAAUAUUUGGAUUUCUCGCCUUAGAUCAUCCGGCCGCAAUGGGUAAUUACGGGAUAUGGGACCAAAAACUUGCAUUAGAAUGGGUUCAUGACAAUAUUGAAUCUUUUGGCGGAAAUCCAGACUCGGUUACAAUUUUUGGUGAAUCAGCUGGAGGUUGGAGCGUAUCCUUCCAGUCAUUAAUUCCAUCGAACAAAGGCCUUUUCCACAGGGUCAUAGCACAAAGUGGAGUUGUUACAAGAGCAGGUGUCCUGAGUAAGCAAAUGAUUCGAGAUGCUUUCAAAGAUUUGUCUGAGAAAGUUAGUUGUCCAGUUGAUGAUAUGUACAAAUUCACCGACUGUCUUCGGGAUACGUCUGUUGAAAAGCUUCUUAAUGAAACGAACUUUUUUGCAUCGAUGUCAAACGAAGUAGCAAAGUUUAACAGUGAGUAUCAACCAGCUGUCGAUGGAGAACUAUUUAAGGAAAAUCCUCUCUUUCUAUUAGAAGACAGUUCAUCGGAAGUAUCACAAUUUUUCCGUUCUCUAGACUUUAUGGCUGGAACUACAUCAAAUGAAGGAAAUUUGGUGCCUAUGAUAACUCAUCCUGGGUUACAAGAACGAUACGAGUUUAAUGUGAGUGAAGGAAUCCCAGCUAAAUUUGUCUGCCAAGGAAUGUUGAAUUCUUAUGUUGAUAGGAAUUUUAACACGGACAAGGAGCAGCUCAAAGAAUCUUUAUGUCAGUUUUAUACUACUGACCAUUCAGAAGAUGCCCAGAGCUUAAAAGUUACACACUGCUACGCUGAUUUGAGUUUCGUCUUUCCAACCCUUAAAAUGUUGGAAAACCAUGCAGCUGGGACUGGUACAACAUACCAAUAUCAAUUUUCUAGAGAAAGUAGUAAACCAAUGCAUAUAGGCGGUCCUCCACCAAAAUGGUUCCGUGGUGCUGGUCAUGCCGAAGAGCUAAAGUAUAUGUUUGAUAUUAGUCGACACUUCAAACAUUUAGAUGUUGGGUUAACAGACGGAGAGAAGACUCUCUCUCAGAAUAUUGUUCAAUAUUGGACUUCCUUUGCAAAAACUGGACGCCCAGACGCUGGUGAAGAGUCAGUUCAGUGGAAAGAAUUUGACCUUCAGGACAGAAGCUAUAUUGAUCUCGAUGUACCUACCACAAUGAAGAAGUCAUUGAAGCCGGACAUGUUUAAAUUUUUGAACGAAAUAUUUCCUCCGUUAGCAUACGAAAAACAUGAACGCGACGAGUUAUAGACGAUGUUCGUCAUUUUUCUUUAUUUAAAAGUACAUUUGUUUUCAUUAUUAUUUUAUAAGAGAUCCAUGUUCAACAACUUUUCAUGUAUUUGAGUGAACAGUUACUUAUUCUUUCAUAAUUAGAUUUAGUAGUUAAUGUCUAAAUGUGCCAUCAAAGUCCUUUAAUAUCCAAGCUUUUUUAAUACAUGGUCAGCUUUAUUCAGAGCAUGAAAAUAGACUUAAUGCACAAAUUGCACGGUAUUGAAUUUUAUUAAACGUUCUUAUAUGUUCACAUUUUGUAUUCCAUUGAAUAAGAUUGAAACAGGUUAGAUUGAACACUGAAACAUUAUUUUAACUCCGUCACAUGUCCGUAUGUCUGACCGAAGUAAGACAUCUCGUUCAUAGGGGAUUUUUUUUAUAUCUGUUGACGGCUUUUUUCAUACCUUCUGUUAUAAUUACUAGUAUUCAGAUUUGUCUCGACUCGGGUCGGUUUAAAGCAUAGAAGCUAUGAAAUAAUGCAUAAACGUGCACUUGUCUAUAAAUAAUUUUUUAAGAGUUUAAGACCGAUGUCUGAUUAUAUAUUUUGUGAUUUUAUGUUUCGUUGGGUUGCUGUCUCAUUAACUUUUAUCCCACAUUUUCUUUAAUAAAUACUGAAUUAUAAAUGCAUGUAUCAAUUUGUUAUUAGAACUUUUAUAUGUACUGUACACACUUUGAAUUAAUUACAUUGUGAAACAAC
Mytilus californianus (California mussel) is the source of this 2513-nucleotide messenger RNA. RefSeq names its product fatty acyl-CoA hydrolase precursor, medium chain-like. The transcript has 3 exons. The coding region runs from base 65 to 1798 and encodes 577 amino acids. The record is from RefSeq and is a predicted model, not a curated record. NCBI's taxonomy places the organism in Eukaryota, Metazoa, Mollusca, Bivalvia, Mytilida, Mytilidae.